Molecule: messenger RNA, 723 nt
Organism: Cryptococcus wingfieldii CBS 7118
Lineage: Eukaryota; Fungi; Basidiomycota; Tremellomycetes; Tremellales; Cryptococcaceae
Exons: 3
Coding region: 1-723 (240 amino acids)
Source: RefSeq, a predicted model, not a curated record
AUGCUUGAAACGAGGAUCUCCAAUACUCACUUGUUAUGCAGGGCUCAAACUCGGUUGUCGAUUCUGUCGAUUCCUACCUCAAGUCUCUCUGUUGCCGACUCAACUCCCACAUGUUCCAACGACACUCUUACUUCAGCGCAGUCCUCGAUAGAUUCAGGCUGCUCUUCUGAUAUCAGCGAUGGCGGAUCAAGUGGCACUGAGGUAUCGGCCUUGAAGGGUCUUCUCGCCCACUACACCGAGUUCCAGGCCGCUGCUUGUUCUACCAACACCUCAACGAGUGACUACUGUGUCACCGAGACUCUUACCACCAUCCAAAAUGCUGUCGGCGGCAACCUCACCACCAGCGACGUGACCAGCCUCUUGAGCGGCUCGAACAGUAGCAACAGCAGUAGCAACAGCAGUAUCGCCAGCGUGUUCACCACUGGACAGCUGUGUACCGACUGUGUCAACGGAAUGUGCUACGAGGCAUUGCAGGCAAACUCUAGUAUUGCGGGCAACAUUAUCGACAAGGGAUUGACUUCCAAGUGCUGCUCCGACUUUGGCACCAAGGCCCCUGAUACCGCCUCCUCUGCUUCUUCGUCUUCUGCUUCAUCUGCUAACACAUCCUCCAGCUCCUCUUCGGCUGGAUCGGUUGCUACCCCCUUCGUCGGCCUCCUUGCUACAGCUGGUAUUGCGGGCAGCGUCCUUGGAGCUUUGGUAUUCGGCGCCGCCUCUGUGUUGUAA